This is a messenger RNA of Stegodyphus dumicola, 1320 nucleotides long. RefSeq lists its product as uncharacterized. The record is from RefSeq and is a predicted model, not a curated record. Lineage: Eukaryota; Metazoa; Arthropoda; Arachnida; Araneae; Eresidae.
UUAGCUAUUGCUUAUAUUAUUUUAGUUGCAAUAGAAUAAAUAUGUUAUUAUUGUUUAAAUCUGCAUCGUAUUAUUUAUGAAUACAUCCCUCAUAUCAUCAUCAACAAUAGUUUUGGAGACUCAACUGCUGCUACUGAGUGCACAAAAGAUGAUGUCGAUGAAUGUCGCUGCUCUGAUAAUAAUCGUAGCUUCGUUUCUUGAACCGCUGUACAGUGCCAACAGUUCUCCUCAACUACCCACAUUUGCGGUGCCUGAUAACAAUGACGAGAGCACAUUUUACGAAAAAAGCUGUACUGAUAAAGAUGAUAGAACGAACUUUAUCCUGACACUUUACGUUCCGGAUCGGACGGAGCCACAAGAAAAUUCUACUUUUUAUCUUAAACGACAGUUUGAUCCUUGGGGUGGGAAAAGACAACCAAAAGGUUUCAAUCUUCUAUCAACAAUAAAUCAAAAGCUGACUAAGCGAAAAAGGCAGUUCAGUCCUUGGGGAGGAAAACGUUCUGUCGACCGAGCUGAACAGAACAAUGAUGAUGUGGUUAACGACGAAGAGCUUUCUUAUAUAUUAUCCAAGAAAAGAAAUGUUAAAUAUUUAAAAAAUAAAAGAAAUUUUCAGCUUCGGGGAGGAAAAAGAAAUUUUCAGCCUUGGGGAGGAAAAAGAAAUUUUCAACCUUGGGGAGGAAAAAGAAAUUUUCACCCAUGGGGAGGAAAAAGGAAUUUUCAACCAUGGGGAGGAAAAAGAAAUUUUCAACCAUGGGGAGGAAAGAGAAAUUUCCGACCUUGGGGAGGAAAAAGGAUCUCCAUUCUCAAAAAGUAACAACGAUUUUAAUUUGGAGCUGGAAAAGAUCGAUCAAUUUUGAAAAUGAAGAGGAAAAUGCAAAUUAUGAUACAAAUAUUGAAAGCAAAAUUAAGAAACAAGGAUCCUUGAAUACUUUGGCGGACAAAAUAAAUUUUAACUCUGUUCCGAAGACAGCUUUCAGUUCCUGGGGUGGUAAAAGAACCUUCAACGCUUAGUUAAACACAAUUUAUACUAGAUCGGGAAACUGAAUAUAGUCUUUUUGCUAUAAAAAUAUUUCCACGUUGAAUCCGUUUUAAGAAAUAAGUUAUUGAAGUUUGAAUUUUAAAUCAGUAGUUUAAUGAAUAUCGAAUUCCAAAAUGAAUUCUGAGGGAAGAGCAGCGAAAUAAAGUUUUGCAUUAAGUUCUCAUUCAUUGUCAGAAAGUGGCUUUUUUACGUAUAUGUAAAACUAAUGCAGUCAUGAACAUGUCAAUAACUUUUGAACUAAGCCAAGAAUUUAACAAGUAAUAAAAUGUUUUCCAUCUUAA